Messenger RNA from Puntigrus tetrazona (Sumatra barb), 5975 nucleotides. RefSeq names its product high density lipoprotein binding protein b (gene hdlbpb). Gene Ontology annotation, molecular function: mRNA binding. Gene Ontology annotation, cellular component: cytoplasm; nucleus. The record is from RefSeq and is a predicted model, not a curated record. The transcript is spliced from 28 exons. Lineage: Eukaryota; Metazoa; Chordata; Actinopteri; Cypriniformes; Cyprinidae. The coding region runs from base 196 to 3975 and encodes 1259 amino acids.
AUCUCAUGCAGGGUUGUUAGCCUGCUCCAGUAUUUGUUUACUCAGAUCUGCUGCUCUGCACUGAACUUGCAGAUGGUUUGGAGCCUGAUAGUGGCUGAACAAACAGACUGACACUGAAGAGCUCUCAGUAGAAUCCACCUGGACGGACUUUCUGGUUUUCGACCCUUUGCAGGAUAGCGGAUCAGGUCUUGAAACAUGAGCUCUGUGGCGGUGUUGACUCAGGAGAGUUUUGCGGAGCACCGCAGUGGCUUGAAGGACGUUGAGAUCAGAGGUAGGGUGCCAGAAGAUGAAGCGUAUAUACCCACCUAUCUGGAAGCCUUUCCACCUUUGCCGGAUAAGGGCACUCCAGGUGAGAAGGCAGGAGAGCCGGCAGGAGCUUGGAGCAAAAUUCGACCCAUCAAAGCCUCUGUCAUCACUCAGGUGUUCCAUGUUCCUUUGGAGGAGCGGCGGUAUAAAGACAACAGUCAGUUUGGUGAAGGCGAGGAGGCGAAAGUGUGUCUGGAUAUCAUGCAGAAGACCGGGGCACAUAUCGAACUCUCUCUUGCCAAGGACCAAGGCCUCUCCAUCAUGGUGACUGGAAAGCUGGAUUCGGUUAUGAAGGCGAGGAAAGAGAUUGUGGCCCGACUGCAGACUCAGGCUUCGGCGACUGUGCUUAUUCCGAAAGAACAUCAUCGAUUUGUGAUCGGAAAGAACGGAGAGAAGCUGCAGGAGCUGGAGCUGAAAACGGCCACCAAGAUCGCCAUUCCCCGCUCCGACGAUCCCAACGCCAACAUCCGCAUCACCGGCACCAAGGAGGGCAUAGAGAAAGCUCGCCAUGAAAUCCAGCUCAUCUCCGCUGAGCAGGAUAAGCGUGCAGUGGAACGUUUGUCUUUUGAGAAGGCUUUUCAUCCAUUCAUCGCUGGUGCAUUUAAUCGACUCGUUCAAGAGCUUAGUCAAGAGACCGGCGCUCGUAUUAGCAUCCCGCCACCAAGCAUACCCAAAGAUGAAAUUGUCAUUACCGGUGAGAAGGAGGCAGUUGCCAUGGCGAUCGCCCGCAUCCGGGCCAUCUAUGAAGAGAAGAAACGAAAAACGACCACAAUCUCGGUGGAGGUGAAAAAGUCACAACAUAAAUACAUAGUAGGCCCCAAGGGCAACACCCUGCAAGAGAUCCUGGAGAACACAGGGGUGUCUGUGGAGAUGCCCCCUCUGGACUCUGCAUCCGAGACCAUCAUCCUCAGAGGGGAACCAGAUAAGCUAGGUCCGGCUCUUACGCAGGUGUACGCCAAGGCAAAAAGUGUGAUCGUGGUGGAGGUGAUCGCUCCAGCUUGGCUUCAUCGUUUCAUCAUUGGCAAAAAAGGACAAAACAUAAGUCGUAUUACUCAGCAGCUGCCCAAGGUGCAUAUAGAGUUUACUGAUGGAGAAGAACGUAUCUGUCUGGAGGGACCAACGGAGGAGGUAGAACAAGCCCAGGCUCAGAUACAGGAGAUCAUCAAAGACCUGAUGGCAAGAAUGGACUAUGCAGAGAUUAACAUAGACCAGCGUUUCCACAGACACCUUAUUGGAAAAAACGGGACCAACAUAAAUCGGAUAAAGGAGCAGUAUAAGGUGUCAGUGCGGAUUCCUCAGGACUCGGAGCGCUGUGGGCUGGUUCGUAUCGAGGGCGAUCCUCAGGGUGUUCAGCUCGCUCGCAAAGAACUGAUGGACAUGGCCCAGCGCAUGGAAAAUGAACGCACGAAAGACUUGAUAAUAGAGCAGAAGUUUCACCGAACUAUCAUUGGGCAGAAAGGAGAGAAGAUCAAAGAAGUACGGGACAAGUUCCCUGAGGUCAUUAUCAUCUUUCCAGACCAGCAACAGAAAAGUGACAUAGUACAGCUCAGAGGGCCUAAAAACGAAGUGGAGAAAUGUGCGAAGUUUCUGCAGAAACUCAUCGCUGAGCUGAUUGAGAGCAGCUUCUCAAUUUCUGUACCCAUCCUCAAGCAGUUCCACAAAAACAUCAUUGGCAAAGGAGGUGCUAACAUCAAAAAGAUACGAGAGGAGACCAACACCAAGAUUGAUCUCCCAACGGAAAACAGCAACUCCGAGAUGAUUGUAAUAACUGGCAAGAAGAGCAGCUGUGAAGCCGCACGAGAUCGGAUUCUCGCCAUUCAGAAAGAGCUGGCCAACCUGAAAGAGGCUGAGGUUUCCAUCCCAGCCAAACUGCACAACUCUCUGAUUGGAUCCAAGGGCAGUCUGGUGCGCUCUGUGAUGGAAGAGUGUGGGGGUGUUCACAUCCACUUCCCUGCGGAGGGCUCAGGGUUGGACAAGGUCACUAUCCGAGGUCCUGCAGAGGAGGUGGAGAGAGCCAGGAGACAACUGCUGCAGUUGGCAGAGGAGAAGCAAGUGAACAACUUCUCGGUGGAGCUUCAAGCCAAGCCAGAAUACCACAAGUUCCUGAUAGGCAGAGGAGGAGCUAAUAUCCGACGGGUACGGGAUCGAACUGGAGCGCGAAUCAUCUUCCCAUCACCGGAUGAACCGGAACAGGAGCACAUUACCAUCAUGGGUAAAGAGGAGGCUGUAUGGCUUGCCCAGAAAGAGCUGGAGAUCCUCAUUAAAAACCUGGAUGAUGUGAUAGAGGACAGCAUGGUCGUGGAUCCCCGGCAUCACCGUCACUUCGUCUGUCGGAGAGGGCAGGUGUUGAGAGAGUUGGCGGAGGAAUAUGGUGGUGUAGCUGUUAGCUUCCCUCGCACGGGCACACACAGUGACAAUAUCACUCUCAAAGGACCUCGAGAGUGUGUUGAUGCUGCUAAGAAACGUAUUCAGGAGAUCGUUCGAGAUCUUGAGUCACAGGUGAAUGUGGAGGUGUUGAUUCCUCAGCGGUACCACAGAGCCAUCAUGGGACCCAAAGGCUGCAAAAUACAACAAAUUACACGGGAACAUGAAGUUCAGAUCAAGUUUCCGGACAGAGAUGAGUCUGCAGCUCAGGAAGCUGCGUCUCAGGAGAAUGGGGACACGGACCUCAUCCCUCGGAAGUGCGAUAUCAUCACUGUGACGGGUCGAGCUGAAAAGUGCGAGCUGGCUCGUGCAGCGUUACUUGCCUUAGUUCCUGUGACGAUUGAUGUUGAGGUUUCCUAUGAUCUUCAUCGCUACAUUAUAGGACAGAAAGGAGCCGGAAUAAGGAAAAUGAUGGAGGACUAUGAGGUCAACAUUUGGGUUCCUCAGCCUGAGCAACAGUCAGAUGUCAUAAAGAUCACAGGGCAGGUGGUCAGUGUGGAGCGGGCCAAACAGGGGCUGCUGGAGAGAGUUAAGGAGCUGCAGGCGGAGCAGGAAGAUCGGGCUUUACGGAGCUUUAAGGUGUCGCUCUCAGUAGACCCCAAAUAUCAUCCCAAAAUUAUAGGCCGCAAAGGAGCUGUCAUUUCUCAAAUACGCAAAGACUACGACGUCAGCGUGCAGUUCCCUGACAAGGGUGAUGAGCAGCAGGAUGUGAUCGUGAUCUCGGGUUAUGAGAGGAAUGCUAACGAGGCCAGGGUGGCUAUAGAGCAGCUGGUGGUAGCGCUGCAGGACAUGGUGAGUGAGGACAUCCGGCUGGACCGGCGGGUCCACGCACGCAUCAUCGGAGCGCGCGGCAAAGCCAUUCGGAAACUCAUGGAGGAGUUCAAAGUUGACAUACGGUUUCCUCAGCCAGGUUCUGAGGACCCGAGCAAGGUAACUGUAACUGGACUGCCGGGGAAUGUUGACAACGCCAUUGAUCAUCUACUUAACCUGGAAGAAGAAUAUAUGUUAAGCGUCACAGAGACAGAGACUAUGGCAGCUUAUAUGAAACCUCCUUCAAAGACGAUGGGAACAGGAGGAAAUGACGAGGACAACAAAGCUCUAGCUAAAGGCUUUGUUGUGCGGGACGCCCCUUGGAACGCGCAAGGCAACAAGGCACCAGACAUGAGCAGUGCCGAAGAGUUCCCCACAUUCGGAUCUGGAAUAGCACCGAAACAGACAUCUGCUUGGGGACCCAAAAAGUGCUGAAUGCAGCCGAUAUGUUCUGACUCCAGAUUUCACAUCUCUGGCACUUGAGAACAAGAACAUUCCGUAUUUUUGCUCUCGUCUUUCACCUGGUGCGUUUGGUGCCCUUCGGAGGAGUUACUUCUGUCCUCUCCUUCUGUUGCCUGAAUAGUUCCUUAUCAUUGGUGGAUAAAUGUCCUUCAACACUCCUCAGCUGUCCGCAGGUUCACACGUCAGCUCCUGUUGUGUCAGUCUGAAAUCACAGAAACGGAACCUCAAGUAGCAGUUACCGUCAUUAUCCUGUUGUUUUCUUGAGUUGGGUAACAAAACGUUAGGCAUUGAAGAACAAGGCUGGUGUUUUUAUUUCUUGGACUAUUUAUUGCAAGAGAACCCCUAGUUCACUGUGUAUGAUUUUUUUUUAAGUCCUUGAUGGUUUUUACUGUUCUUUUUAUUGCUGUGUGUGUGUGCGUGUGUGUGCGUGCUUGUGUGUGUGUGUGUGUGUGUGCUUGUGUGUGUGUGUGUGCUUGUGUGUGUGUGUGUGUGCGUGUGUGUGCGUGUGUGUGUGUGUGCGUGCGUGUGUGUGUGUGUGUGUGUGUGUGUGUGUGUGUGUGCAUGUGCCAUGUAAAUGCACUUGGUUUGCUGAGUUUUUACUCUAUACUGUAAGAGAGAUGAAGGCUGGUCAAUACUGAACUUUUUUCAAAUAUUUUUCUGUAUUUAUUAGUGUAUAUAUAUAUGUCUGUUAUUUAUUGAUUUUCUUCAGUGACUGAAUAUUCAAACUGAUUGGUGUGGAUGGUUUUGAAGCAUAAAAAGCUUUAGGUAUUAUUUUGCAGUGUGUUUGGUUUCUUUUGCUUCUGGGUAUUAUUUUGUGUGUGUAUGUGUAUGUGUAUGUGUGUGUGUGUGUGUGUGUGUGUGUGUGUGUGUGUGUGUGUGUGUGUUAGAUGUAGCUCUUUUCACAAUAAGUGUGUGUGUUGUGUGGUAGACUUUGAAUCUGAUAAUGUUCAGUUUGCUGUUUAUAUUUAAAGUAUUUUCCACCUUUGUCUUUAACUCCUCAAACGUGCAGGAAAUUAAGAGAUUUGUGAUUUAAUUUCAUAAGAUUACAUACAUUUUUACCAUACAUGACAAACUCGAGAUUUCAAAUUAAAAGUCUCUCAAAAGUUGUCUACUUACGGAAAAUUUCAAAGUAAAAGAUGAUUAAUGCAACUGUAUGUAGUUUUGUGUAUUUGGAGCCCCCUACGGUUAAGUAAGUGGAAUUCGCUGUAAAUACAUCACUGUCGUAAUUACAGUCGAUUGCUAUACGAUUAUACCGUAAAGCAGUCCGCUCUUUUCUCAAGAUUACAUGAUAAUAAACUUUAAACUCACAUCAGAAAACAAGUUUGGGGGCGGAACGUGAGACCGAAACAGAAGACAUUCGCCUCAUUAGAAGUCGAUGCUUUUUCAAGGUAAAAAAACGAAACAAAACACGAAUGACAAACGCAAACUCUUGCAGAUUGCUGCUUCUCAAUUCGCACGUGUUUGAUUAAAGAUGAUGGGUGUAAUUGUUUAAUGUUAAAAGAAUUAAAAGAAUUUCUUUUAAUUGUCAAUACAUUUCAAAACAUUGCUCUGUUUGUUUGAGCGACACAACCAGCUUGAUACAGUAACACCGGCUUAACCAACGACACGAAGCCUAAUAAUAGAAGGGAAGUAUUGCAUCAAAUUGAUUAUUUUUGCAAUUUCGUGUGGCGACGCUAGGGGCGCAGAAACGACACGUUUCACCUUUAACCUGUGAUGUGUUUUGACUGUAAGGGUCAUUCACUGUCCUGUUAGUUGAGUCUUGUGAGUCACUGUUGUAUGUGGCGUGAAGGUAUGCUUGUGUACAUGCUUGAGUGAAGAACCGUCUACAACCAACCGAAGAAAGAAACACUAUCGGCCUUAAGAAGUUAAUGCCAUAGGCUAUUUUUACCAAGAUUUGAUCACAUUGAUAUGCAACACUGCAAUAACAUGUCAGUGACUUUCCUACUCCAAAUAAAAAACCCAUUCAAAUAAAA